Messenger RNA from Thalassophryne amazonica, 2368 nucleotides. It is a transcript of the gene obi1, whose product is annotated as ORC ubiquitin ligase 1. NCBI's taxonomy places the organism in Eukaryota, Metazoa, Chordata, Actinopteri, Batrachoidiformes, Batrachoididae. The coding region runs from base 104 to 2047 and encodes 647 amino acids. Gene Ontology annotation, biological process: regulation of DNA replication; protein monoubiquitination. The record is from RefSeq and is a predicted model, not a curated record. Gene Ontology annotation, molecular function: ubiquitin-protein transferase activity. The transcript is spliced from 6 exons.
CUGGCGCAGCGGGUGCUGAUGGGAAGUUUUAACGUUAGCUGUUAGCUCCUCACGUUGUGUUUGUUCACUCUGUUUCUGUUUGUUGACUUUGUUUCUAGAAAACAUGGCUCUCAACAUUCAGACGCCCCGUGUUUCUUUGACUUUGCCCAUAUCGUGUCAGAUAUGUCUUGGGAAGGUUAGGCAGCCGGUCAUUUGUACCAACAACCACGUGUUCUGCUCUUUGUGCAUGGAGACGUGGUUAAAGAAGGCAGAACAAUGCCCCACAUGCAGAGUGGCCAUCACUCCAGAAAACCCCUGCAGAGAAAUCAUUGGAGGCAGCAGUGAGAGCGAUCACAGCCAUAGCCCUUCAACAAAAAAAUAUCUCAGAAAAACCAGAGUGGAAAGUCUAUUACAGGAGUAUGAGGAAGAAAUUGACGGUCUCAUCAGAGAAAAUGAGGACCUAAAAACAAAAAAUCUAAGUCUGAAGACAGAACUGAAGACUGCUUUGGAUUCCUGCACCAUCAACGCUGUGCAGACAGAAGACAAGAAAGCUGACCUGGACAAACAGGAAAAUAAAUUGCAAGCUGCCACUGAUGUUUGGAAUGAAGUAAUGCAGAAAAUGGACAAGAUUAAGGAGGUAAAUAAGGUUCUGCGAUCUCAAAAUGUUGACCUUGUCCAAGAGAAUAUGAGAUUGAAAGCAGAGGUGGCAAGCAGAUCUCCACAGAAGUUUGGUCGCUACACAGUAGCAGCACUGGAAGCUAAAAUACAGCAGUACGAGCGUAAUGUGGACCAACUGAAGAGAGCUCUAGAGCGCAGUGACCAGUAUAUUGAAGACCUGGAGUCUCAAAUCAGGAGGUGUGAGAUGAGUUGUGCUGAAAUGCAAGAGAUGUGGGGAAAAGGCAGUUCCGACUCAGAAGCUCUGACAGAGCAGCAGAGAAUUAACAUGAUGAAGAGAAGUUUGAGUGACAAUGAGCGGAAGUCAAUCUGCAGUAAUCCAGAGGCGGCAUCUCUCUCUUUACCCAGAAGUCUCAGUCUGACGGUCAAGUCUUCUACAGAGCUCUCGGAUCACAGCAAGUUUGUCAACCUGAAAUGGAAACUGAAAAAUGAGCACCUGGAUAGCGCCACCUCAGACUUGUUGCCCUCCACUCCAUCUUCUGCCUUCCGUUCACUGACGCUAAAGAGCCCCAGUAUCUGUACAAAGAAAGUUGCAUUGAAGCCAGCGCCACAUCUGAGGAGGCUUGAUUUUGAAGGACUUCCUUGCAGUAGUGUGACAGAUACAGAGAAUCAAUUCACUGGCCUCUCCAAAUUCAUCAAUGGACUACAUUCCAACUUGGAUUCGCCAAAAUCUGUCAUCUGGGGAGCUUGGCAAAGGACCAGCUUUAAAAUGCAGUCCUGUGCAGACCCAAAUGAAGAAAAUCCAGUCACUGGGUCCAAUACUGUUGUUGAGCCUGAUGGUUUCCAGUUUUCCAGUGAGGCAUCCAUGGACGCAGCUUACCGUGACAAAAUCUCAGAAUUGGACUCCAUGAUGCUUGAUGGAGAGAGUUCCAGUAGUCAUGGUUCUCAGCUCUCCAGUUCCUUUUCUCCCCUGACAGACCUGGACACCACUCUCAUCCCAGAAUCACAGUCCUGCUCUGAUGUGACAACAGACUGUUGUGACAGCCUUGCAACAGGUUGUUGUGAGCAAAAACAUUCACCCAGCGGCCUCAUGGGUGGUGUCGUGGAUGACACAGAGGCUCCAAAUGACUCUGCAGAGGAAGGUUUUGCUCCACCACUGUCAGGUACCUGCAACACCCUUGUGCCCAACUGCUCAGGUACCGCAGGACCGUCCCAUGCAGAAGAACUCUCUUUUGAUUUGCUGUUUGACCCACUGGAAGAAUGUAAGGAUGGUCCCUGUGGUUCUCUCAGUCCAGCGAGCCAACACCAGGAGCAUGAGGACCCGUCCUCCUCUGCCCGUAGAUCUGACAACACAAGAGAUGGACACACGGUGAACAUCAGCCAGCUGGCAAAGAGGAAGUUUCUCAGUCCAUUUCAUACAAACAGUCCAUUAAAACUGUCCAAAUUCAUGUGAAAGCUUCAGAAUAUGAACCUUGUAUCCUUACGGUUCCACUCACUGUGAUGUGUUAGGCUUCAUAACCACGGUUUACCGAAACAUUUGCACCAUUUGAAGCUUCUGAACGAAUGAAUGAGGCCUGGGUGUUAACUCGCCUUGACCCGAUUCUUAUUUGUUGUCGUAUUGUGUGAAUUAAAUGGUAACAGUUUUGUUAGGCAGUAGUUUAUGUAGUAGUAGAAGUACUAGGUCCCAGCAAAGAUUUUUAACUUUUGCAAACUUUUGCUUUAACUAAUUUGAAUUGAGCAGUGAAAAAUGUUAGGAAAUAAAAUGAGAAGUGAU